Messenger RNA from Aspergillus candidus, 834 nucleotides. Its product is annotated as YOS1 family protein. The record is from RefSeq and is a predicted model, not a curated record. Gene Ontology annotation, cellular component: Golgi membrane; COPII-coated ER to Golgi transport vesicle; endoplasmic reticulum membrane. The transcript is spliced from 4 exons. Gene Ontology annotation, biological process: endoplasmic reticulum to Golgi vesicle-mediated transport. The coding region runs from base 68 to 328 and encodes 86 amino acids. Lineage: Eukaryota; Fungi; Ascomycota; Eurotiomycetes; Eurotiales; Aspergillaceae.
CUUCAUCUCCUUCUUUCUCCCUCCACUCCGCCUCCUCCUCCUCUGCCAACACGGUCAAUUCCACAAGAUGUUUUUCUUCGGCCUUGGGAAGCUCGUCUAUGCAGCUAUCCUCCUCACCAACGCUAUUGCAGUCCUCUCCGAAGACCGCUUCCUCGCCAGGAUCGGAUGGGGUCGCACCCAGGCUGAUCCAGCCUUCGGCGCGACAUACGAUAACACCAGCGUGAAAGCGAAGACGGUCAACCUAAUCGCCAGCAUCCGGACCCUCAUGCGAAUACCCCUAAUCGUGAUCAACACCGUCAUCAUCGUCUACCAGCUAAUCCUCGGGUGACCGCAUUUCAUACCUGCCUCGACCGAUCCUGCUUCGCGAUUCCUGCGGCUAUUCUAUCUUUUCCAAGUCCUCGUCUCGCAAGAACCGCCGGUUGCAUCGUGUGGAGCCUAUCUCCAUCCUCCUCCCUUCCCUCCUCUCCACACUUCGACCGAUCAGAUAUACCAACUUGGGGAGACGAAUGGUGCCUUGCUGGAAGAAAGCUACGGGAUAAUGGGUCGAGGGGAGAUAAUGCGAAUAGGCGGACAGGCAAGCUAGCUAGCUAGCUAGCUAGCAAGCAAGCGCUGCAGGACGAGAAAGAAGACGACGAUGAUGAAGAAGCUGCGGUCGGAAGCUGGACGAGACCGUGUCAGCGACUGAGGUCUCUCUUCCACCGCGCGGGUAUUGCGACCACUCACUUCAUUGAUGCGGUAACCUCGUGUAUUUACUAUACUAUUACUUACUACUUUCUACUACACUGCUACGCACUGCCUGGGGAUAGAUAUCAUUUUGAUAAAAAUACCGCAUAA